AUGCCUACACCCGAGUCGGAGCUGUUUCUGCGCCAGAAACCCAAGGUCCCCCCAACGUUCCAGGGCGUCGAUUUCCAAGACAAUGAAGCAGUCGCCGAUGCAAGAGAUGCAAUUGUUCGAGAACAAUGGGUUCAGAGGAUGAUGAAGAGGUUGGUGGGAGAGGAAAUGGACCGUUAUCUCCAGCUCCUCAAGUCGACGCGCGAAGCCGGUUUCCGCGGCCAGCAACAGAACUACAUCCCUGGUGUAGAUGGUCCCGCAGGUGGCCCAGAGGUUCACACAGACUACCCGAGCGCCCAACAGGCCAAGGGUUCCAGAGGAUCAGAUCUCAGACCUGGCAACACGACAGGAAAGGGCGGCGAUGCAUUGUACUAA
Molecule: messenger RNA, 372 nt
Organism: Fonsecaea nubica
Lineage: Eukaryota; Fungi; Ascomycota; Eurotiomycetes; Chaetothyriales; Herpotrichiellaceae
Exons: 2
Coding region: 1-372 (123 amino acids)
Source: RefSeq, a predicted model, not a curated record